ACUAACAUGAGAAGAGACCGCCAGAAUCUUCAACGAUUGCUUGCUGAAUUGAACUAUCUACUUCAACCCUUACACCGAGUAUUCUCAAAGCACCAAGCAUAUAACAAACAUCAUCACUGUUCAAUAAAUUUUCCACCACAGUUGUUCCUUGUGAAGAAACAUGCAAUCAAGCCCAAAACAUAUUAACAGGCAAAAAUUAACAAAUAAUUAAGUGCAACAUUUCUCUAAGACCAUCUCCAUUUCUCCAAUCCAUUACACUAAGGGCAUCUCCAACCGUGCAGCAUUUGUGAAGAUUUACAGUACAUCCAUCUCCAAUGGUGCUUCAAUUAGCAACCCAAAUUGGUGAUUUACUCUCUCUUUAUUCAGAUUGGACCCAAAUAUAGGUAUUCACUAUUCAUGUUGCAUCUCAACCUUUUUAUUUGCAGUUAACUCUUUCUUCUUCUUUUUAAUUUGAAGGGACAAUUAACUCUUGCAAUGAGAUUAAUUCUAAUUAAUACGGUGCACUACAAAAAGAAUCGAGAUUAUAAGUAGUAUAAUCCUGCAAUCAAUACUUCAAAUUUUUAUCUUAAUUAAUACCUCAUUUCAAUAUUGGAGUCAAUAUUAUCAUUUUGUGAAAAAGGUCCGAUUCAACAUUCAAGUCAUCUAAUUCUACAAUCAAUUGUACAAUUCAUUCGUUUAUGAUUCUAAUCUACGAACUAACUCUAAUGAUAGACAUAUGAAAACGCAUCACCUCGAUUAGUGGAGAAAUUGAAAUCGUGGGUUGAGGAGGAGAUAGCCGUUGUUUUCCGUCGGCUUUAUGCACAGAUGGACGGAGAAGGAUGAUCAAAGUGCUGAUGAACGUCGAAAAGUAGAGGACGACAACUAUAGACGAUGAAGGAAACAACGAUGGACUCCCUCUGGUCGCUCGAUCGCUGAAGCACGAAGGGAGGGGAGAUGGCAACACGUCGUUUGGGUUCAGAAAACGAAAUUAGAAGGGCGAUUUGAGAUAUAAAUGUCCAUCAAUUGAGUUUUUGUUUCAAAAUUGCCACUUUAAAAUUGAACCGUUGGAUCGCAUGUGAAAAUAAAAUUGCACCGUUAGAUCUAGGAAGAGGAUUUGAUUGUGUUUUUAUAUAUAUAAUAGAUUCUUAACCUACCUAUCACAUCACAUUUUUUUACUAUUAAUCUAUCCAUCACAUCUAACGACAUUUUUUGAAAAUCAACACAGAAAUAUACUUUCUUUAAAGCUUUUAAAAGUCAAAAUCAAAAAAGUUUUGUGGGAAGGAGGGAGUAGAAAAUUACACAAUGCAACUAUGUUCCAAGCAUAGAACUGCAUUUGGAUCUAACCAACAAGGAUGAACAUAUAACCAUAUAAAUCAUACCCUGCUCUCAAUUAUUGACACCAUACUCUUCAGCUAUCUCAUUCUAGGAAGUAAGAGAACAAACAAACAAAAAAGCCCUCAAAUGCAUCACCAUGACCCUGCACAACUCACACAAAAACUGUAUGGUGCACAACACACAAGUAUUAUUUAAACACUUGUGCUCAUGCAACCUGACAUUACUUCUUUUUGUAGAUAAUGGAGAAUGGCAAACAACAAUUCAAGAUCUCUUACAUAACAAUCCUUGCCUACAUCUUUAAACAUCUACAUCUUAUGGGUAGAUCAAUAAAUUUCCCUUGGUAUGUCUGCCUAUGUAUGAAACAUAACAGUAAAAAUAAAAAUUACCUCUAUAUGUACGCCUAUGUAUCAAUAAAAAUACAUAGGGUUAAGACAAACAAUCCUGAUCAGCCUAUUGAGUCUCUUAACCUACAAUGGAGGACUACAGAUGAUGUCUAUGUUCUUCAAAUCCAACUUUUUAAAUAUUUCCAACUCGCACAUGUGCACGCAUUAGAUGAUGACUCUGAGAAAUCAGUAUACGAUAUGUCCAAACAGAAACAUGUCUUCAUAAUAAAAGGCUUCGUAAGCAUUAAACCUCUCGAUCGUGCUUGGUUUGUUUAUGAAUCAUCUGACCCACUACAAGAGUUCAUACAAAAAAUUAGAAUGGCUAAAAUUAUGGAUUCUCAUAAACAAAAGAUCAUUGAAAAGCUAAUUCUGUGAGUUUAUUCCUUAAGUUGAUAAACAUUAUUAUUUUUAAAUGUUUAUGAUUUAAAUAUCUUAAAAAAUUGUUCUUAGAAGCCUAAUUUAUCUAAUUUCGUUUAUUAUUUUAAGUGUUUCCUAGCAAGCCCGAGAGAAAAACACAAUAUGGGAUUCUUCCAUGGCUGUUUGAGGGAGAAAGGAUCUCUCUUUGUCACAGAGGAAGUCAUUCCCAAAUUUGAGAACUUCCAAGGUCACCCAAAGAUUAUCACCGACACUUGAUGUGACGAUGAGGUGGAAGAUUUGAAGAGUAUAAAAGAAGUUCUAAGAGAUGCCAUAAUGCCAAUGGAAAAUAUUCUUGAUUCUCAAGUUUUUAGAAUUAUAGACUCGUUCAUAGUUGUGUCAAUACAUUUUCACUUAAUGCACUCACAAUUUUACACAUAUUCUAACUUUUUUUUGUCAUUAGGCUUACAACAUCUAUCAAGCAUCUUCAAAAUAUACAUCACCAUCCGACAUUUUUGAGUUCAGAGCGACUCAUGGAAUACAUAAUCGUAACGCAUGAAAAGAUACAUAAUAUUCAAGCAAAACAUCAGACUGACCUAAAUGAAAUUGUAAUAUUAUUAAAUUCGAAGGCUGUCAAUCUUUGAUUCAUUCUAUUUCAGAGAUUAUACUGAUAUUUUAAUCGUGGGAAAUGUAUGAUCUUCUUUAUAAAUCUUGAAUGAGUUAUUUUCUUAUUUUUGUUUCAAAUAAAGUACUCAUGUUGUUUUAAUCACAAGGGAUAAAGAUACAGAACCAGCCUAUCUGGAUACUCCACGGGGGUUUAUUCAUUUUGCAUGAAAUAUCGGAGUUCACAGAGUAAAUUUCAAUCUUGAGUAGCAUUGUUGUUAAUAUAUUGUUUAAAAAUGGAAAUGGAUAUAACGUCAUUAUGAAAAAUUUAAAUGUCAUUAAUGGUUUGUAUUAAUUACAAUAAUUAUUAUAAUGAUUU
Molecule: messenger RNA, 3033 nt
Organism: Cuscuta campestris
Lineage: Eukaryota; Viridiplantae; Streptophyta; Magnoliopsida; Solanales; Convolvulaceae
Source: the annotation of a GenBank genome assembly